UAUGUGUGUUUGAAUAUUAAUUACUCUAAAGACUAAAGUUUCUCAGCAAAUUGGUUACUGAUACCUUUGCUCGUAGUCCAUCUUUCCGGAAGAGGUAGGACCUACGAAAGAUGGCUAAAUCUCUGUCGUCCUUGCUGUCCAAAGGCCCAGUUGUGGCAAAAGGUGUUGUUGACUUUGCUACUCCAAGAUUUAACCUGUUUUUGAAAUAUGCUAGAGUUGAAUUGGUACCGCCAACUCCUGCAGAUAUUCCACAAAUACGGUCUGGAAUACAGAAACUGCUCACAGGGUUUCGAACUGGGAAGUGGAAGGAAGCCUCUGUAAAAGAAGCAUGGCUAAACUCUCUAGUAACAGCAGAAGUUGUUUUAUGGUUCUUCAUUGGUGAAUGCAUUGGGAAGAGAAGCAUUGUUGGUUAUCAUGUAUGAUAUCUUUUCUGUGGAAAAUUAUUGUACUAAAUUCUGGAAUGCUCUUAUAGCAAUAUCUGUUGAAGUGUACAUGUUAUUUGUAGCAUACAAAUUAAAAUAUAAAUUAUAGUAUUUGAACCUUA
This is a messenger RNA of Zootermopsis nevadensis, 544 nucleotides long. It is a transcript of the gene ATPsynG, whose product is annotated as ATP synthase, subunit G. NCBI's taxonomy places the organism in Eukaryota, Metazoa, Arthropoda, Insecta, Blattodea, Termopsidae. The record is from RefSeq and is a predicted model, not a curated record. Gene Ontology annotation, biological process: proton motive force-driven ATP synthesis. Gene Ontology annotation, molecular function: proton transmembrane transporter activity.